Hydra vulgaris (swiftwater hydra) is the source of this 1807-nucleotide messenger RNA. RefSeq lists its product as uncharacterized. Gene Ontology annotation, biological process: neuron migration. Gene Ontology annotation, cellular component: membrane; cytoplasmic vesicle. The record is from RefSeq and is a predicted model, not a curated record. NCBI's taxonomy places the organism in Eukaryota, Metazoa, Cnidaria, Hydrozoa, Anthoathecata, Hydridae.
AUAAAAUAGGCACACAUUGCAAUUAUAUAUGAAUGGCAAUAAAGUCGCGCUAAUUAGUUAAUUAUAAACCGCAUGAAAACAACUUUCGAAUAGUGUAAUGGAGGCAUGGGGAUUUAUAUUAUUCGUUUAUUUAUUAGGUUUGACGGUUGAUGCUCAUACCAUUCUGGAAGAAUAUUAUUGUAAAGAUUCAACAAUUGAAUAUGGAAAAUCACUUAAAGCAGGAAAUGCUGCUGGUUUAUUUGACAACUAUGGCACUGUAAAAAAUAUUCAGGAAUGCACAUUGAAGUGUUGUGAUAAAAAAAGAUGUGAUAUUGCUAUGCUCGAAGGAAAGACAAAACUUUGCAUUGGUGUUCGGUGUUUUAACUCAUCUUCUUGUGCUUCAGUACCAGCUGCACCUGGAGAAGAAGAACUUCAGAUAGCAAGAAUUACAGAAAGAGGAAUGGGUAAUUUUACAAUAGAUAAAAAGACAAAAAAGUUAAAAACUCAUGAAGUUGAAUCAAGAUGUCCACAUAAUGAAGUUUUGUAUAAUAUGAAGCUCACAGGUGGCCUUCAAGCUGGAAAGUUUACAGACAUUGGUCGUGUUAAAAGCAUUAAAACCUGCAUUCGAUAUUGUUGUUCUGAUAUUACUAAAUGUGAUUUAGCUUUCAUGCUUGGUAAACGGUGCUAUUUAGUGAAAUGUUACAGUGAAGAAAAGUGUGUUCCAUUACCUGCAUCUGAUUAUGUUUUUGAACAAAAAAUGGCUUUUGUGUCACCAUGGCUUUUUGAGAAAGAAAAGAAAUUAAUUAAAGUUCCGUCAGGACUUCAACAACAUCAUUUACAGUGUACUCAGUCAAAAAUCUAUUCGAAAUCAAAGUUGUUAGGUGGAACAAAUGCUGGGAAAUACACACACAUUGGAAAAGAAAAAAUGCACACCUGCAAUCGACGUUGUUGCGAAUCACAAGAUUGUGAUUUAGCCUAUGUAUUUGGAAAAGAUUGUUUUCUUGUUAAAUGCUUUAAUGAGGAGGGAUGCAGAGUUGUACCAGAUGAAGAUUCUAUAAAUGAUAAAGAUUCAUCGGCUCUUGAAAAACAAGUACAAUACAUAAUAAAAAGACAAUUUGGAGUUCAUCUAAAUGAAGACGGGGAUAUCAUUGAGAAAAAAGAUGAAUGCAGCCUUGACGGUGAAAUUCGCAAUGGAACAGUUUUGGAGAAGGGUAUGCUAGCUGGAAAUCUAAAGACUCAGCAUGGAGUUAAUAAUAUGACUAACUGUAUUGACAGAUGCUGUAAAGAGAAAAAAUGUCACGUUGCAUUAAUGCUUGGUAAAAAUUGCUAUUCGAUGGAAUGCAUGGAUGCUAACGCUUGUAAGUCUAAAACAGCACCUGAAAAAAUGAAAAAUGAAAAUCCUGUUAUUGCUUAUGUAAAAAGGGGAGAAAACACCAUGGCUCCUCACAAAUGAUUUCACAAUGGUAAAACGGAGAUUUUACAUAUACACAUGUACAUACACAUACAUACAUACCAUACAUACAUACAUACAUACAUACAUACAUACAUACAUACAUACAUACAUACAUACAUACAUACAUACAUACAUACAUACAUACAUACAUACAUACAUACAUACAUACAUACAUACAUACAUACAUUCAUACGCAGGUAUAUAUAUUUAUAUAUAUAGCAGUUGUUUAUAUUAUGUAAUUGUUUAAAUUAUGUUAUUAUUUUUUUACGCGCUAUUGAUUAUAAUUCAGUUGAUUAUUUGUCAGAUGUAUUAUACAAUCUUGUAUUUUUGUAACAUUUAAAUGAAUGGUAAAUAUUAUAAAUGUAAUUAUACAUA